UAUCACUACUGAUACAGGAUAGAACUCAAAAAUGUCGACUACAUCGUUUAUUACAUGUUAUUGCGACAUGAUCUUCACAAAUGUAUAUGUCUGUGGUAUUAGGCCGACGCAUCAUCAUCAGUGGCAAGCCUCCAGUUUGUCUGCUUCUCAUCGUUCUUCUAAUCGUGGCAUCUUCGGUGGUGCUAUGCGUCGAUGUUCGCUUAUCAGCAUAAGAUGCCGCGGCAGCUCCGAUUCUGAUUCCGGACGAGGUUUUGGGCAAAGAGAAGACCCCUUACCCUCCUCCACUACCCCAACCCCAGCCAAGAACAAGGCAAGCAAGGCCUCAACUAAGGAUAGGGGUAAGGGUGCAGCUUCACCCCAGAGGAAAUUAGUAUCCCAGCAACCUGGGUCUAUACGAAAUCAGGCACCUGCAACAAAUUCCAGUAUGGAUGAAACAAUGAAAGGGAUUUCCUUUGAUCUUGAGUUUGAGGAAAGGCUUCAGGCAGUCAGAAGGUCAGCAUUAGACCAAAAGAAAGUUGAAGAGAAGAAUGUAUAUGGAACAAUUGAUUAUGAUGCUCCAAUUGCAUCAGAGCCUAGCAAAAUAGGACUUGGUACUAAGAUUGGAGUAGGGGUUGCUGUUGUUGUUUUUGGGUUGGUAUUUGCUCUUGGAGAUUUUCUCCCUUCUGGAAGUGUCGAUCCAAACAAGGAUGCUAUUGUAGCAAAGAACACAUUGUCACCAGAAGAAAAAGAAAAACUCCAGGAAAGACUACAACAAUAUGAGGCAACACUUACAAUCUCCCCAGAUGAUCCUGUUGCUCGUGAAGGAGUAGCAGUAACCUUAACAGAAUUGGGAGAGUACACCAAAGCGGCAUCCAUGCUUGAAGAUCUGACCAAGAUGAAACCUAGCGACCCUGAGGCAUUCCGUUUACUUGGAGAAGUAAAGUUUGAAAUGAAGGACUAUGAAGGUAGUGCUGCUGCCUUUAGAAGUUCAGCUAUGAUGUCGAAUAAAAUGGAUUUUGAUGUUUUGCGUGGUCUCACGAAUGCAUUGCUUGCUGCUAAGAAACCUGAUGAGGCUGUUCAGAUCCUUCUGACAUCUCGCAACAAUUUGGAAAAAGAAAAGGCAAAUCAGGCUGAUACAGAGUCUCAAAUUGACCCUAUUCAAAUUGAAUUACUUCUUGGAAAAGCAUACUCAGACUGGGGCCAUGUCAGCGAUGCCGUGUCUGUGUAUGAUCAACUCAUCUCUAGCCACCCGGAUGAUUUUCGGGGUUACUUAGCAAAGGGAAUUAUUCUAAAAGCAAAUGGAAAAUUUGGAGAGGCGGAGAGAAUGUUUAUACAAGCUAGAUUCUUUGCACCAGAGGGAGCCAAGGCAAUUGUGGAUCGCUACUCGAGAUAAUAAUGGUUAGAUGGCACAUUUUAGCUUAGUACAACUGUUGUGCAAGUCUUGAGGUUGCCUUAUGUGGAUUCUGUAAAGUAUAAAGACUUGAACAUGAGGCAGCUGCUUAUAUAGUGUUACCAUGAUGGGGUACUUUGUCAUUUUUUGAUUAGCAGUAAACAAUAAUAUGUAUUCAUUAAUUGUUGCUGAUUGGGGAGAUCAUGCAAAGUAAUGUGACCUUGUCUCCUCUUUACUUCCUCACCU
Lactuca virosa is the source of this 1615-nucleotide messenger RNA. Lineage: Eukaryota; Viridiplantae; Streptophyta; Magnoliopsida; Asterales; Asteraceae. The record is from the annotation of a GenBank genome assembly.